AUGUCUAGUAGCAAUUAAUAGGAUGAAUCCUACGAUGAAGAGUAAGAAGACGAUGAAGUUGAAACUGUUUAGGAAAAUGGUUUAAAAUAGUUAUUCAAAAACCAAGAGUAAUUCAUGUAAUAAAUCAAUUAUCUCAAUGAACAAGCAGUGAUUAAAAUUAAACUCUAAAAGUUCAAAGAAGCCAUGAAGUUACUUUAAUAAUCAGAAUAAAUGUUGGAAUAUGCUGCAAGUUGUGGCAAAACCAUAGAUAAAAACUUAAUUAUCGUUGUUCUCUACAAUUAAGCAUGUGGAUAUUAGUGGUACAAAAAAUAAACUAUAUUUAGUUAAUGGGUUUUGGACAAAUGUUCUAAAUAUUUAUCUGGAGUGAUUUAUAAUAUGGAAGAAAGCAUGAAAGAAGAAGAAUAGGAUACAAACAAUCUUGCAAGCGCUUAAGAAAGUGAUGCCUCUUUAGUCAAAAAGAAAGCCUUUCUAGCAAGGACACUCUUACAACACACAGCUAUCUUGAGUCAAUUAGGAAAACAUAAAUUAGCAUUACAAUCUGCUAGAAAAGCAGCUAGUACAAUGAGGGAAAUAUUUAAGAUAGCUUCUCAAUUUUGUAAGGACUGGUUAAACAAAAAUGGAUCCCUGGGAUCAGCAACAACUGCCAAUUCAACUCUAACAACGAAGUCAAAAUAAAAAAAUAAUAAAUUCCAAAUGAAAGAUGAAGUAGAAUUCAGUAGAUUAGUUAUUGAUGCCAGUAAAGAUAUUCUCUAAGAUUUGUCAAAGUAAUAAGAUUUAGAUAAUAUAUCUAAUAAUGAAUAACUGAUACUUAGAGAGGCUAAGAGAUAGUUAUAUUUCUGGAGAAACAAUCCAGAAAAUAAUGAAAAACAUAUUCGUAAAGAAUUGAGAUUAGAUCAAAAGGAAGAUGAUUAUCGUUCCAUCCUUGGAGUUCAAAAUGUGCAGGAGUGGAUUCAAACCUUCAAUAUUGGUUUCAUCAUGCACAUGACUCCACAAAUCUAUGAAGACUUCUCAUCGCAAGGAGAAAUGCUGUAUGAGAUAUCCAAGAGAUUGUUGCUGGAGAAAAUCAUUUAUUUAUCUAUAUCCUACUUCACCAUUGCAACUGAACUAAGGUUUAUUGAAUUAGAUAAAGCUAAACAAUAAGGAAUCAAAGACAUUAAUACUGACGAGUUUAAAUUAAGCGAAUUAUAUCAUCUCAAAGCAGUUGAAAUUGCUUGUAAAAACAUUACUUGCUCAUCUCCUUAUAUUAAUCAUUUAAUCACAAGUUAUCACAAACAUUAUAACUCUAAUUUAGAUACUAUAUAAGAAGAAUCUAUGAUGUCUAUGGUAUCAGAAGUGAAUUACAAAGAAUAAAAAUUAUAAAAACUGAAAUAGAUGUAAAUUCAAACCCAAAGAGAAAAUCAAUCUAUUCUCAAAAAUUUAGCAGAAGUAAAAUUAAAUGAUUCAUCUCCAUCUGGAAAAUUUGUAAAUUCUUUUUUAAAUUAAUAAUCUCCAUUAAAAAAUAAUCGAAAUAUCAGUGAUAAUGUAAAACCAUAAACUAGUCUGAUGGAAUAGAUGAUAAUUAAUAAAAGAAGAUAAUAAAUGCCAUCAGAUAUGUCUCCUAAAUAAAAGAUAUCGUUUUUUAAUGCAACAUCAAACAAUAGUUGUGAAAGAAUUAAUGAAAAACUAUUGAAGACAUAAGAAACUUUGCCAAUUUAGCUAUAACCCUAUAAAUCAGCUAAAACAACUUUUAAUAAUCUUAUUAAGCAAAAUUAAAACUCUUAGGCUUCAUCUAACCACAAUAAUAAUGGACUUUUGAAAGCAUUUUUUUUUGAUAAUUGUAGAACUGAAAGAAUGAAUGCAAGUUCGAAUUAGUCACCCAGGAGAGUAGGGAGGUCUCCUGAAAAAUCUCCAGAUAGAUCUUAAAUUUCCUUAAAACCUAGAAAUUCUGUUUUGGGCAAUAAAACUCCAUAAAAUAGACCUAGAACAGACACUGAACAAUGUAAAUAUUAAUAACUAUUCAAAAGAAUGUCAUAUUAAGUUUGA
This is a messenger RNA of Paramecium tetraurelia, 2022 nucleotides long. RefSeq lists its product as uncharacterized. The transcript has 4 exons. NCBI's taxonomy places the organism in Eukaryota, Ciliophora, Oligohymenophorea, Peniculida, Parameciidae. The record is from RefSeq and is a predicted model, not a curated record.